GCUGAGUACAUUUCCUGCAGUCAUCCGUGGCUACCUAGAAGAGUACGGCCGGCACCUGGCCGGGGCAGUACGCUCGCGAAAGCAUGCUGAAAAUGUUAAGUCAAAGAUGGGUCGAAUUGUUGCAUUCCUCAGCUACAUGAGCCGUGAUAAGACCGAGCUGGGCUCCUGGCGCUUCUUGGAUGACGCCGGACGCAUAAUGGCCUGGCCCGCCGAACUCACCGAGCGGGAGCGGAAGGCCGUAACUACCGUUAAGGUCUACCUGGUAAACACAACCCAAUUCCACGUAUACUUCAUGGAGACGCCUCCGAGAAGCUCCAGGCUGUCCAAGCGGCAGCUCGUGUCCGUGAUGAGAGCUCUGAGGUCGGCUACGUGCCAAAUCGGAACGAAGGUGGUGCUUCGGCAGAUCAAGGUCAAGUCCGAGAAGCUACAGCGCUCCGUAACGCCCGAAAUUCUCCGCAGAUGCAUCGCAAAGUGUCGGGGCUGGAUCCCCAAACUCUUGCUGAGCUGCUCGCAAAAGAAGCACGACGUGGGACUGAGGCACCUGCUGUUCGGGUUCUUCGGCCUUUACCUUAUUUCUCUCUACGGCCAUCGAGCCGGAGUGAUGACCAACCUUACCACCGAAGAGGUCCUGGAGGCCGCGAGCGGGGCCGUCUCUUCCUCUCCGGGGGUCGUACUCAAUGUAAAGAACCAUAAGACUGCCCGGGUGUUUGGAUGUGCUCAGGUCUUUCUCACCCACGAGGAACUGGGCUGGAUCCAGCGGUGGAUGGAGAUCCGGGCUCGGCUACGUCCGCAGUGCGAUCUGGUCUUCUUCAAUACCAACCAUCAGCACGUGAACACCAUCACUGCGUUCGCCAGGAACGCGUGGGCAGCGAUGCUGCUGCCAGGGAGACCCUCGCUUACCGACAUCAGGACCGCGGUGGCAACGAUGGUAAGUUAUCCAGGAAAGCAGCAUAACCGCCAUCCGACCCCUGCCUGCCUGCCUGCCUGCCUGCCUGCCUGCCCGCCCUCUGACUCUCUGCCCCCCUCUCUCUCUCUCUCUCUCUCCCCUCACAGUGCAGGAACACCCACUCCAGUGAUGUCCGGACGCAGAUGGCCCGGGUCAUGUGCCACGACACCCGCACGGCCGACCGAUUCUAUGCGAUGCAGCUGGAUGUCGGCCAGAUGGCGGAGAUGAGGCGCAGAUUUGCCCAGUGCAUGGGAGAAGAAGCUGCAGAAAAUUCACAAUAAACUUUGAAUAAUGCACCAGGAUGUGUCAUGUCUCUUCAUUGUGUGGUGGUGGUGGGACAGGGGGGGUUUCCAGGUUCCAGUCCCGGCCAACGGGGCCCGCGGACCGGCCCGCACCACCUCUGGUAAUCUGAUCUGGGCUCCGAACCGAGCCGAGCCAGAGAGGCACCAGGCCCAUCCAGAAGGACCGAGGAGGAGACUCACCGGACCGGCCAGAGCCCACAGCGUUGCUGCCUCGGAGAUCCAGAGAACCAGAGAGAAGAUCCGG
Molecule: messenger RNA, 1492 nt
Organism: Xiphophorus hellerii (green swordtail)
Lineage: Eukaryota; Metazoa; Chordata; Actinopteri; Cyprinodontiformes; Poeciliidae
Exons: 2
Coding region: 107-1174 (355 amino acids)
Source: RefSeq, a predicted model, not a curated record